Molecule: messenger RNA, 3738 nt
Organism: Mugil cephalus (flathead mullet)
Lineage: Eukaryota; Metazoa; Chordata; Actinopteri; Mugiliformes; Mugilidae
Gene: entpd3
Product: ectonucleoside triphosphate diphosphohydrolase 3
Exons: 10
Coding region: 16-1710 (564 amino acids)
Biological process (GO): nucleoside diphosphate catabolic process
Cellular component (GO): plasma membrane
Molecular function (GO): GDP phosphatase activity; UDP phosphatase activity
Source: RefSeq, a predicted model, not a curated record
UCUGUCUGUUGUGUUAUGUACACCACUCAUGUUCCUGUAGGCCGGUCACUCCCACUCUCAGGACACUCCCUCCCUUCCUUUGCUGCUCCCCUGUUCCCUGAUCUGUCUCUUCAUCCCUUCUUCAGACACAUCUCACUCACACCAACUCCAACCAACUUCCAAGCAGGAUCCACAGAGCUCCUCGAGCUUUUUAGUAAGAACCAGGAAAUGACUUCCACAAAGAAACUGGGCUACAAGAGCCGUAUAGCAGGAGUCCUGCUUCUCCUGUUAAUCAGCAUUGCCGCCCUUGUUGCUGUGGCUGUCAUCCAGGACACCUGGGGUGCUAACAAGUACACUACAGAGUACGGCAUAGUGAUAGACUCAGGUUCGUCCCGCUCCAAUAUAUACCUGUAUAAGUGGCCAGGGGAGAAGGAGAAUGAAACGGGAGUAGUGACAGAGGUGCUGAAUUGUAGAGUUGACGGUGUCGCCAUCUCAGAGAUGAAAGUUGACCCACAGAAAGAUAAUGAAACACUCAAAGGAUUCAAAGCCUGUGUGGUCAAUAUCACCAAAGCCAUUCCGGAUGAAAAACACAAAACCACGCCUCUCUUCCUGGGAGCUACCGCUGGAAUGAGAUUGCUACAUGAGGAAGACGAGAAGAGGUCCAAUGAAGUCCUGGCAAGUCUCAGAGAUUACCUGAGUUCACUGCCCUUCCUCUUCCAAAACGCUUCCAUCAUUACUGGUCAGGAAGAAGGGCUUUAUGGGUGGAUCACCGUCAACUACUUGAUGGGAAACCUAAUAGAAAAGAACCUGUGGAACACCUACGUACACCCAGACGGAGCAAAGACAGUGGGCUCCAUGGACCUUGGCGGAGCGUCAACACAGAUUGCCUUUGCAGUCCAGGACGAACUCAUGGGGUCAGACUACCUGCGUGUCAAGCUGUAUGGUUACCCUUACAAUGUCUACACGCACAGCUUCCUCUGCUAUGGCAAAAAUGAGGCCGAGAAGAUGGUUCUGGACAAAGUAAUCCGGAAAUCACCUGACCCAAACUACAUAGAACACCCCUGCUAUGUCGAGGGUUUCAGUAUUAAUCUGACAGCCUCAUCCAUUUAUGACACGACGUGCACAGAGAAACCCAAAAACUACAACCCAGAACAACAGUUCUACUUGGUUGGUGCUCCCAACUCCGAUAAGUGCGGGAGCAUAGUGAAGUCCAUAUUUGAUUUCAAGACUUGUUCGUCAUCACAGUGUUCGUUCAAUGGGAUCGAGCAGCCACCAGUCACUGGAGAUUUCAUGGCAUAUGCUGGAUACUUCUACACUGCCAGGGCGCUGCUCCUUAAUGGAUCAUCAGAGCUUGACCAAUUUAACGCCUCCAUUAGGACCUUCUGCCACACAAACUGGACAUUGCUCCAACAGCAAAAGAAAUGGAUCUCACCAAAAUAUCUCAGGACAUACUGUUAUGCUGCUCACUAUGUCUUCACUUUGCUGGCAGACGGCUACAAGUUUGAUCAUGAUACCUGGAAGAACAUUCUCUUUGAAAAAGAGGUAAAGGACACCAGCAUAGGCUGGAGUUUGGGCUACAUGCUGAGUAUGUCCAAUAUGAUCCCAUCUGAAGUGACAGUAAUCCCCCCGCUGACAAACACCCUCUUUGCCGGCCUUAUCUUUCUAUUUUCAGCACUGACCAUUGUAACAGUUGUCAUUAUUUUCAUCUUCCUCAUUCGCACCUGCUACUGAGUUUUUCACGUUAAACAGUGAAUCACCUACCCAUUGAAAGCAGUGCGAGCGGGUGGAGAGCACUACACUAGCAUGUGCCAAUUAUCUUUUCAGCUCGAACCAUUAAUUGCCAUCUUCUUCGAAAAAUCUAUAAGCCUCAAAUCAAGAUCCACAGUCUUUGGAUCUUUGAUCUACCUUCACACAGGAGAUGGGAAACACAGUUCAUUUUGUACCUCAGGGAAACAUUUAAGUGUUAAUAUUUUCUCCCUUCUUUGGCUUCGUUGACUGUGGUUAGCACAAACAUGACAGUGGUUACCUCAGUGGCACACAAAUAAUGAAAAAGCACCCGGAAAUUUGUACGUGCUGGUUCUUGUUGCACUGUAAAAGGCAUUCAUGUAAAUGAGUGCUUGCAUGAACUCUUACACAGGAGCAUGAGAUAACUACUAACCUACAAACUUUUUUAAAAUUCCGUAUUAUACGUGUAAUUGCACUCAGUGCGUACUUUACAUAUGAAUUGAUAGCAUUUAAUGAAGCGUUAAUGAAGUAUUUCAUUUAACAUCACGGGUGCACCACAGUCGCAUCCAGAUGUUCCCUUUAUGAAAUGGGCCACUGUUUUCUUGUGCAAAAGGAGUAUAUGUCGGAUAAAGUCACAAAGUUUUAUACUGUCUGUUAACAAAAAUCAGUAGAUCUGCGUACAUGAUCAACUGUUGUGGGCAAACAGGCAGCUGUUAAGUUAGAAUGAUCUGCCGCAGCAGGUUUACGUGUUGUAUUCAUUUCUCAGAUAGAUAGACCUUGUGUUGUUCUUUUAGUGGGAAUAAACCCACUAAAAGAACGUUACACAAAGUUGGGUUAUUCAACAGAAAAUGGUCAAAGUUGUAUCGCUGGAGUGGUCUGAGAGAACGACACCGGAGUCCUGUCAAUCCUACUGAUCCCGACACUGCCAAUAUUUAGAGUGCUCUAUGUAAAGUGUUGCUCACAUGAAGGUGUAUGAUGGUGUCAACAUGUAGCCGUGGAUGACAAAUUCAUUUUAAUUUAGUCAUCUUCCAGUUAGUUUAUGGAUGUAAAACUUAAUUUUUGUCCUUUUUGGACACCAGGCAGCAACUGAAACUAUGACCAACCCUAAGAGAGGGGAGCAAUGAACCUACUGACCUACUGUCAGACGUGAGUGCGAAACACACAUCAUUCAAAACGAGCAAUUCUUAGAUAAUUGGUAAGCGUAACAUUAUUAUUUUUUUGCUUAUUAUUGUGUUGUCGUGUCCCCGUUACAGUAUUAAUAAAAUGAUGACUCACAUUCCAAUGUAUAGCAAAAGAAAGUGACUUGUUUACAAUGACAUCCAGAAUCAUUUCUAAAGGGAGAACAGAAUGAGUGAAAACUGCGCAUGUGUGCCAUUUGACAUCCCACAUACAUCAUUAAACUACUGGUGGCAUUGUUAGUAAUAAUGUGGUCACUGCACUGGAGAAAAGAAUGCAUGUUUAUUAUUUGCUGCGCUGACUGUUUUACUCCUGGUUUGAUAAUGAUGAUGUCUCUGUUCAGUAUGUAAUAAACUACUAACUGCAUCUUUUGUGGCAUAACAUAGUGUACUGGUAUAUAUAUAUGUAUGUAUACACAUAUGAUAUCUCUGAGCUCAGAAUGUUAUUGAUGCUAAACUCUUAAAUCGCGGGUUUCCACUUCUUCAAAUCUUUUUGAGUACAAAUAUGGCUGUUCAUGUGUAAUGCUUCUAUUUCAUCAACUUUUAAAUCCUUUGUUAAAACUGUACAUAAGCAUGCAGGCCCAAACAAGCACUUCCUUCAAUACCGACACGUCAGCGCACUCUAGUGGUAACACCUUGUACCUGCACAACAUCCGACAGGAAUAUGGGCUCUUUGAUUUUUUUUUUUUAUUGAAAGUUUUGUCUAAAAAGAAGAAAAAAAAAUGAAUAAAAACAAAACAAAAGGACACAUUUGAAACUACAGCAAUAUCCACUGGUUCUACAGACACUCUCAAAAAAUCACAACUCGAAAGACAUGGGAGGCAUGUGACCAAGCAAAUAAAAAAAUAGCAUCAUCAAA